AUGGGCCUGGCCUCAAAGCUGAGGUCUUGGUCGCAAGAGCUCACCCCAUAUUUUCUCUACCUCCUCGUAGUAGCAACACUUGGACCGCUGCUCUUUGGUUAUCAUUUGGCUGAGCUCAAUGCUCCUCAAGAGGUCAUCACCUGCGCCGCGAAAUCAAUCAAAUCUAAGAAGAGCCCAUCAUCAACACUGGGCGGACUGCCAUCAUGCAUUCCCAUGAAUUCAACUCAACUCGGGCUUGUCUCGUCCAUUUUCACCCUGGGUGGUCUAAUCGGUGCUCUCGCGGCCGGGCCAUUGUCGGCACGCUAUGGCCGUCUGCGUACUAUGCGCGUCAACACCUUUUUGCUUGCGCUUGGCCCUCUCGCUGAAGCCCUAGCGCCCAACAUUGGCGUUCUCUCGGCGGGACGCUUCAUCUCUGGCCUAGGCGCAGGCGUUUCGGUGGUGGUGGUGCCCAUCUAUAUCUCCGAAAUCGCCCCUCCCAAGGAAAAGGGCUUUUUUGGUGCCUUCACGCAAAUCAUGACGAACAUGGGUAUCUUCACUACUCAGCUCCUAGGCUACUUCUUGAGCCACGGACAAAUGUGGCGUAUCAUCCUGGCAGUUGCGGGCAUGAUUGGUGUCUUGCAGUUUGCUGGACUGGCGUUCUCGGUGGAGAGUCCCAAGUGGCAGGCUGCUCAUGGAGAGCCACGACAAGCUAACGGCAAUCUUCGGCGCAUCAGGGGUCAGAAGGCCGAAAUUCAGGAGGAGGUGGAAGGCUGGAGAGUCCAGGAUUUUGAUGAAAGACAAGAAGAAGAACGAACACUGCUAACAAACUCUGACCGCGAACCGCACGCGGACAGCAACACGUCUUCAAGAGACAAAGCACCAGAACCCAUGGGAAUCUUAGCGGUGCUCCGAGACCCAAUAAAUAACCGCGCCAUCCUUGCAGUUGUCGUGGUCAUGAUGGCCCAGCAACUCUGCGGAAUCAACAGCAUCGUCAUGUAUGGUGUCUCUCUGCUUGCAGACUUACUUGCAUCCAACUCAGCCCUACUCAAUAUUUUUGUGAGCAUACUCAACAUUGCCGCCACUACUGGCUUCGCACCCCUUGCCGACGUGCUGGGUCGCAAACCAUGUAUCCUCACAUCCAUCGCCGGUAUGGGGGCCUCAUCUAUCCUCCUCGCCAUCGGGAUCCGCAGUGCAAUCCCUGUUCUUUCCGCAAUUGCGGUGCUUCUGUUUGUUGCUAGCUUUGCCUUUGGCCUUGGCCCCGUGCCGUUUAUUUUGGCCUCAGAACUUGUCGGGCCCGAGGCAGUGGGAGCAACUCAAUCAUGGGCGUUAGCAGCAAAUUGGAUUUCGACAUUUAUCGUGGCCCAGUUCUUCCCAAUGGUGAACGAGAAGUUGGGAAAGGGUGUGGUGUACUUCGUAUUUGCAGCCAUUGCGGCUGUUUCCUUUGUGUUCGUGAGCUGGUAUGUGCCUGAGACGAAAGGAAAGAAGGACGCCGACGAGGUCUGGGGGAGGUCCCUUAGGCGGGAGGAUUGA
Molecule: messenger RNA, 1509 nt
Organism: Cladophialophora psammophila CBS 110553
Lineage: Eukaryota; Fungi; Ascomycota; Eurotiomycetes; Chaetothyriales; Herpotrichiellaceae
Exons: 3
Coding region: 1-1509 (502 amino acids)
Biological process (GO): monosaccharide transmembrane transport
Cellular component (GO): membrane
Molecular function (GO): hexose transmembrane transporter activity
Source: RefSeq, a predicted model, not a curated record